Stegodyphus dumicola is the source of this 393-nucleotide messenger RNA. RefSeq lists its product as uncharacterized. The record is from RefSeq and is a predicted model, not a curated record. Lineage: Eukaryota; Metazoa; Arthropoda; Arachnida; Araneae; Eresidae.
AUGCUUGGCUAUUGUGCCCUUUGGGGCAAUGAACAAGCAGACUUCCUUGCAAAAAGAGGUGCCAGCUUACUACAACAUCGUAAUACAACCAUUUCUUAUUGGACGAUUAAACCGUUAUUAAAACGUUUAUUUAGGUCUAAUAUCUUGCGAGAUCUUCAGACUUGUACAACCUUGAAAAGCUGGAGAAUGAUAAGUCCUUCUCUUAUUUCCGAUAGUCCAAGACGCAAUGCAAAGACGGCUUUCCGUCUGUCUACAGGACAUGAUUUCCUUGCCGCCCACCUGCACUGCAUAGGCAUUUCAAGCGAUCCUAUUAGAACACUUUGUGAUUCUGGAGAAGAAAUGGACAGGGACCACCUGCUUCGAUGUGGUCUUACAGAGGAGUCAAGAUACUAG